Molecule: messenger RNA, 1311 nt
Organism: Phytophthora nicotianae INRA-310
Lineage: Eukaryota; Oomycota; Peronosporomycetes; Peronosporales; Peronosporaceae
Exons: 1
Coding region: 1-1311 (436 amino acids)
Source: RefSeq, a predicted model, not a curated record
AUGACGACUACCAGCAGCUCGAACGCUACACUGCUGCUCGUGACGGGGCUGCUUAGUGUGGGCAUGGCCGCUAUGGGCUACUACUACCUCCAUAUGAACAGCAAGAUGCCGUCCAAUGACAGCGAGACUGGCGUAUACAACAGCGUUGCUUCCACUUCCAGCUCAACAAUUAAGACAACUAAGGAGACUGUGGCAGCUACCGUCGUUGAAGCGCCCAAACCGACUCCUCCUAGUCCUAAAGAGACCCCGAAGAAGAUAGAGAAGGUUGUUGCAUCUCCAGUUAAGAAGGUGGGGCCUCCUGUUGUUGCUGAGUCCCCGAGAGAGACUCCUCUGAGUCCUAGUGUGGAGGUUGCAGCUAGUCCUAAGAAGGAAUUUGUUGCUAGUCCUAAGGAAGAGAAUCCGAAGAGCAGUCCGAAAAAGGAGGUGGAGCCUCCGGUUCUCGAGCUCCCUAAGCCGGCGCACACCAGUUCGAAGCAAGCUCCGGAGAGCCCUAAAACUACUGCUGAAAGUGAUCAACAGGCUCCUGUUAGCCCGAUCAAGGUUCCUCAAGGCCCCAAGAAAAGUGUCGAGAGCCCCAAGAGUCCUGCAAAGACCCCCGAGAGCCCUAAGAAGACUGUUGAAAGCCCCAAGAAGGAAGCUGCUGAGCCUGCAUCUGCUGUAGAUGAUGUUGUCAAGAAAAUGCUGUGCGAGGACUUGAUCAUUAGCCAGGCCGUCACGGAGACUGCGAAUGCCUUCACCGAGGAGCUCCUUCAGGAAUCGCUUGAGAGUGUUGCAUUGGAGCAGGAGGAAUACGUUCAAGUGGAAUUGACGCAGUCGAUGACACUUGAUAAGAGCACGCCCGAGCUUAUCAACGUCGAAGAUGCAGUAGCAAAGACAGAGGAGGAAGCUGUCCACACUUCUGCAGCCACACAGGAUGAAGAGAGCAUCGUUGAGGAGGACGAAGAGGAGCCGGCUUCGUGUGAACCAACUGAGCCUGUCGUCGAAGCGGCUGCGGCUCUGGCUUCACCUAAGAGCCCCGUGCAGUCUCCCUCGUGGGAGGCUAUCACUAGUCCGGAAGUCAAGGUGGCACCUGCUGAGGAGACUCCGACUCCGUUGUCGCUAGAUACACCGGCAGAAAGCACCGAGUCUGCCGAGCCUCUCUCCAUCAACGUCCCAGUUGAGAACGACGAUACAUCUGUCAAUGACAAAGACAAUUCCUCACCCGUGAGCAGUGGUGGUUCAUCCCCAGGGAUCAAACGCAACCGCAACCGGUCUAAGAAAUCCAAGAGCAAGAGGAAGAAAGCCAAGAAACACCAGAAGUUCAAAGCUUAA